CUCAAUUCACCCUUGCACUCCGGAAAAAAGCACUUUUUAGAAACUUUGGCAAAGGUUAAAGUCUAUCAAACUUAGUCCACUCUGUGCGUAACAGAUUCUUGGUUUUGGGAACAGAAAACUUUAAUGAGAUCAAAUGUUUCAUAAUGAGAAAAUUAGCAGAAUGUCGUUUUGUCCAGGGAUACAAGAAAAAUGUGUACUGUUGGUAGUACUCGAGGACCAGGAUUGGGAAACACUGUGGAGAGCUUCAUAAGGGCCCAGAUGUGGCUUAGGGAGCUGGUACCAGUAGGGAGCAAGGGGGAUCUUUCAGAGCUGCGACAGGUGACAUUACAGGAAGGACAUAGUCUUGCCAUUGACAGAGGCUUGCAUUUUAUGGAGACCUCGGCCAAGUCAGGGAAUCAAGUCAGUGAUCUGAUGCUGGCUAUUGCCAACAGGGUGAAGAGGUGUAUGAGUGAGCAUCAAAGCAGUCUGACAGAGUGGCAGGAGACAGAGUUAGUGAACCUGCGCCGCUCGGAGACCCUAAAGCACCCACUUGCAUCCUGUUGCCCCUCCAUUGGACCCUAAUGUGUGCUGUUUGAAUGUGUCUGAUAUUUUUUGGGGAGAAACUGUAUGUUCAAAGAUUUAAGGUUAACCUAAAUCAAACCAUACCUCUCUUAUUUGUACAAGAAAACUCAUUGGAAAUGUUAAAGUGCCUGUUGUUGCAUCCAAUCCCCCUGCCCAAUUUCUACUGUUUCUUUUACUUUGUUCAUCUUUGUAUAUUUUGUGUAUCUUUUACUUAUGUAUGUAGCUGUAUAUCUUUAUACU
Molecule: messenger RNA, 801 nt
Organism: Coregonus clupeaformis (lake whitefish)
Lineage: Eukaryota; Metazoa; Chordata; Actinopteri; Salmoniformes; Salmonidae
Product: ras-related protein Rab-17-like
Exons: 4
Coding region: 190-561 (123 amino acids)
Molecular function (GO): GTP binding; GTPase activity
Source: RefSeq, a predicted model, not a curated record